CGGUCGAACGUUGGUCAUACAUAUAUAUAUAUAGUAUAUAUGGAAAAAAAAUCAGUAUACCUAUAAACACAUAUAUCUAAGUACCCGAUAUCUAUAACGUAAUAUAUAAGGUAUGAUGAACUGCUUUCAAACAAUCUUCUAUUGACAAAUCAUAAUCACGUAAAAAUAUACAAUACAUCACUCAUCUAACAAUCAUAUUCCAUUAAUUAGAUUUAAAGCCAAUGGCGCCUUAAAAAUGUCUAGUUAUAUAAAUCUCUAAGUUUUCUUGUAAUAUCUACUGAAAUGUGUUCAUAUGUACGCAGCGAUCCAAACGUCAACGCGACCAUUUCCAAUACUCAUCGGUCUGCAUGAUUGAAUGCACUGGAAAUAUGAUUGCGUGAAUGGUAAUUUGAGAUUCGAAGUUAAGUCCAUAAAAUAAAUUCAGUGUCUAUUAGCCAUUCUGGCGAGGUGUUUGUAACAAGUCUUUAUUUGAAAAUUACAAAUCGGAGUUAUUGUGUUCCAGAUUUUCAAUUUUCCUCGCUCAAACCUAGCACAGCUUCAUCAUGGGGGAUAUGUUUCGCAGCGAAAAAAUGGCUCUGUGCCAAUUGUUCAUACAACAGGAAGCUGGCUAUAGCACUAUUUCUGAGUUGGGCGAGAUCGGAUGUGUGCAAUUUCGUGAUCUAAAUGCUAAUGUUAAUUCUUUUCAACGUUAUUACGUAACCGAAGUGCGUCGUUGCGAUGAGCUAGAGCGUCAAUUGCAUUACAUUGAAAGUGAAUUGAAGAAGGAUGGUAUUGAGCUGAAAGAAUUGACUGAUGAUCUGCCACUAGCCCCAAAUCAGCGUGAUAUUAGUGACCUUGAGCUUACGCUAGAUAAAGUGGAAACGGAAAUAAGUGAACUCGCACAAAAUAAUGUCAACAUCAAGACCAACUACACUGAGUUAAACGAGUUGUGUAUGGUGUUGGAGAAGACGCAAACGUUCUUUAGUGAUGUCAUGGAUACACCGUCGCACUUUGGUAGCGAUGAUACAAACGCACAAUCACGUGGGCAGUUGGGAUUUGUGGCCGGCAUACUGAAUUGUGAGCGUUCUUACGCUUUCGAGCGCAUGCUUUGGCGUAUAUCGCGUGGUAACAUUUAUGUGAAGCGUGCUGAUUUGGAAGAACCCCUGAUAGAUCCACAAACCGGUCUUGGGGUUUACAAAACCGUCUUUGUGGUGUUUUAUCAGGGUGAGCAGUUGAAUAUGCGUAUCAAGAAAGUUUGCAACGGGUUUCGUUCAUCAUUAUACUCUUGUCCUGCGGCGCAUGCUGAACGCGAAGAUAUGUUGCGUGGUGUUAAGACCCGUUUGGAAGACUUAAAAUCGGUAAUAAGUCAAACGGUGGAUCAUAGACGUUUAGUGCUGUCGAACACUAUCAAAAACUUACCCAGAUGGAUGGUAAUGGUACAAAAAAUGAAAGCCGUUUAUCACACAUUGAAUAUGUUCAAUAUAGAUGUGACCAAAAAGUGUCUAAUUGGUGAAGGUUGGGUGCCGAGAAACGACUUGGAAAAUGUUAAGCAAGCGCUCGCAGCUGGUUCGGCUGCUGUCGGCAGCACGCUACCGUCGUUUAUGAAUGAGCUCGAGACCGAGCAAUCACCACCAACCUUUAAUCGUGUCAAUAAAUUUACGAAUGGCUUUCAACAUCUAAUCGACGCUUACGGUAUGGCAAAUUAUCGCGAGGUGAAUCCGGCGCUUUACAGUUGUAUAACAUUUCCCUUUCUGUUUGCCGUUAUGUUUGGUGAUUUGGGACACGGAUUUUGUAUAUUCUUAUUUGCACUCUGGAUGGUGUUGGAUGAGGAGCGUUUGAGUAGGAAACGUGGCGGUGAAAUCUGGAAUAUAUUUUUUGGCGGCCGUUAUAUUAUACUACUUCUGGGACUUUUUUCUAUGUACACUGGGUUUCUGUAUAAUGAUAUAUUUUCAAAGUCACUCAACAUUUUCGGUUCUGGUUGGAAGAUACGCUAUAAUGUCAGCACUGUAUUGACAAAUAACAACCUACAAUUAGAUCCUGCCGUGGCUUCUUUCAAAACUUACCCACUGGGUGUGGAUCCCAUUUGGCAAUUGGCUGAUAAUAAAAUUAUUUUUCUCAACACCUUAAAAAUGAAGAUGUCAAUUAUUAUCGGUGUGGCUCAUAUGAUUUUCGGCGUUUGCUUGUCUGUAGUGAAUUUUAUGUACUUUAGGAAGUAUGCGCUGAUAUUCCUGGAAUUCAUACCGCAAGUACUUUUCCUCAUCCUACUCUUCGGCUACAUGUGCUUUAUGAUGUUUUAUAAGUGGGUUAAAUAUUCGCCGAAGACAGAUUAUUUGCCCGAUUCACCCGGUUGUGCGCCAUCCGUUCUCAUUUAUUUCAUCAACAUGAUGCUGUUUAGCGAUUCACCACAGCUAGCAGGUUGCGAUGAGUACAUGUUCGUGGCACAGCCCUCUUUGGAGAAGAUCUUUGUAGUCUUGGCUAUAAUUUGCAUACCUUGGAUUUUGUUGGGCAAACCGCUGUAUAUCAUGGCUAAGCGAAAACUUCAUGCUAAGCGACAGUCGAUUUCAACUUUAGGUAAAUUGGCAGAGGAAGGCGGCAGUCACGAUGCUCACGACGAAGAGGACGAGGAACCAAUUAGCGAAAUAUGGAUACAUCAAGCCAUACACAUGAUCGAAUAUAUACUGAGUACUAUAUCGCACACCGCUUCCUAUUUGCGUUUGUGGGCUUUGUCAUUGGCUCAUGCAGAACUUUCUGAAGUACUCUGGAAUAUGGUACUUUCGGAGGCCCUUAAAUUUAAAGGUUAUCCGGCAGCCAUUGCGUUAUUCUUUAUUUUCGGCGCUUGGGCUUUGCUUACAAUAGCUAUUAUGAUUUUGAUGGAGGGCUUGUCAGCCUUUUUGCAUACCUUACGUUUGCAUUGGGUUGAAUUUAUGAGCAAAUUCUAUAGUGGCGCGGGAUAUGCAUUUCUGCCUUUCAGUUUCAAAGUAUUAUUGCGCAAAGAUGGAGAUGACUGAGUUCUUUAAAGAAUAUACGAAAUAAUCUUAUCAAACAGAUAUGUUUGUUUCUAAUUUCAAAGUUUAUUAAACACUAUAUUUCCAUACAUAUAAUCUGAUUUUGCUUUUCUUUUAUAUGUAAUUAACUUUCAAUCCAACAUUACAUAUAGUAUUUGUUAUAUAUUUUUUUGAAGAAGUUUCUUUAAUAUAUCAUCAUACAAAAUCUA
Molecule: messenger RNA, 3193 nt
Organism: Bactrocera oleae (olive fruit fly)
Lineage: Eukaryota; Metazoa; Arthropoda; Insecta; Diptera; Tephritidae
Product: V-type proton ATPase 116 kDa subunit a 1
Biological process (GO): proton transmembrane transport; vacuolar acidification
Cellular component (GO): plasma membrane; vacuolar proton-transporting V-type ATPase complex; vacuolar proton-transporting V-type ATPase, V0 domain
Molecular function (GO): ATPase binding; proton-transporting ATPase activity, rotational mechanism
Source: RefSeq, a predicted model, not a curated record